Molecule: messenger RNA, 366 nt
Organism: Lottia gigantea (owl limpet)
Lineage: Eukaryota; Metazoa; Mollusca; Gastropoda; Lottiidae
Exons: 1
Coding region: 1-366 (121 amino acids)
Source: RefSeq, a predicted model, not a curated record
AUGGCAUUUGAUGCUAAUGGUUUAUACGCUUCAGCAAUGUCGGAUUUAGACAGUGAAUAUCCGAGAGCAGAAAGUGGAAGACCGUUUCUACCAGAAGAAGAAAAAGAAUUUGUAAAACUCUUCAAUAAACAAAAAUUUAGACCUAGAACAGCUAUUUUAACAGUGUGGUUUGACUAUCCCAAAAACAUGUUCUUCCAGCCGAUACCAGCUAAAGAUAAAAUCAUUUUCACGAAUAAAGAAGGUAAAAAGGAAACUGAUAACAAAAUCAGGUUCAGAAAUGGUUUCUGUCACGACGUUUUAACAUCGGUUGAUAUUCAAGAAAUAGUUAAAGCCGGUGGACGAAUUAUUAGAAUAUUAGAUGUAUAG